CGGGCAUGUGUUCCGGGCAGGUAGAUGUGCCUUUCUUCCCAACCAUUUCGAACUGGGAUGAAGGCAUGAAUGAUCUUCAAAGCACAUCAGCACGAAGAAGAACAGCUGGUUGCUGCUCACGAGGCGCGUUUCUUCUUCGAGCACACCCGCCGGGGAACGUGCGGCGUCCUUGCUCUGCUUUCGGAUAUUGACUUGUUGUUCUUGUUCGCCCGGAUGAUCAGGAUGAUUACUUUACGACCGACCGACGACCGACCCAGCCCUGGGAUUCCCGAUUGAAGGAAUUCCUUUUUGGUGUGCUCUUCUUCCGAGGGAGCGAGCAGGUGAACCUUGCGACUGGGUUCGAGGUCGCAGCACAGUAUCCUUCUGGUGCUGCUAGCGGCUAGGAUCGUACAUCACACGAUGAGUCUGUGCGCAAACAUUAAGUUCCACGGGUAUUUGAUCGUGGUGUUCUCAGCCCUACUAACCGUCACGGUUCUAAUCAGCUCUGUUACCUUAAAGCUGAUCUAUCCCAACCAUCAGGAUGUGGACAACAUUCCAGCAGACUUUCAGGAUCUGAUCGAGUACGGCUGGUUCGACUUUAUCGGCGAUUUCGUUCAUCUCACCACGAUCGGCGUUCUCUUGUACGGCAUCAGGAAGGAGAAUCGCUUCUGUCUGAUCCCCUUCAUGAUAUCGAUCGUGCUCGACUGGAUAGUGUAUCUGAUCGCGAACACACGCAACGGCUCGGCGCUUCCCUACCAAGUGUGGCUAGUAACAACAGCGCUCUUCCUGUACGUCUUUGUCACGCUCAUUGGGCUGUACAAGUUCUUUCAACUUCAACCCAAAGCAGGCACUAACCGGUCGGAUGAGUUUAACAAAACGAUGUGUUUGUGAGGCUUUUUGUGUGUUUUCAAACGUACGUGUUUGAUGUGCAGUAGCGCUAUCAAAAUGUCGACAGGAAGCUGAUCAUGAUACUGUGAUACAGGGCACGGGGAAUUGGUGAUAGUUUUUACUGAAGAUUGCUUCCCCUUUGGUCGUGCAGUAGUAGUUUUUACACAUUAGUUUUAUGAGCAGAUUAAAAAGUGUUACAGCGAAAAAAAAAAAACAGGGAGUCCUUCUCUUGCGUAAGCGC
Messenger RNA from Anopheles stephensi (Asian malaria mosquito), 1108 nucleotides. RefSeq lists its product as uncharacterized. The transcript is spliced from 4 exons. The record is from RefSeq and is a predicted model, not a curated record. Bases 400 to 870 code for a protein of 156 amino acids. NCBI's taxonomy places the organism in Eukaryota, Metazoa, Arthropoda, Insecta, Diptera, Culicidae.